AUUUAAUCAGCUGUGAUCAGCUGACAUACUUUGACGUUAAAUUAUUUACAAAAAAAAGAAAAACAUUAAAAUAGAAUUGUUGUUGUUUAUUAAAUAAAAAAAUAAACAAUCAUGGGUUGUGAUGGAGGAACUAUUCCACGCAGGGAUGAAUUAAUUCGCCUUAAAAAAAAACCAGAACAGAAAGAUAAAAUUGCUGAGUUAUCAUUUAGAUGGAGACAUUGUACCAUAAAACAAUUGCCACUUCAACCACCAAUAGUCUCAUGUGGUCUAGGAAAAUUGUACAGCAAAGAAGCUGUUAUUGAGGGUCUUCUUGAUCGUACAACAUUACCAGAGACUGCCGAACAUAUUAAAAACUUGAAAGAUGUAAAAGCUUUAAAUUUAACACCAAAUCCAGCAUAUAAAGAGAAUGAAGCUGAAAAGGGUGAUGGUUAUUUUGAUGAUGGUAAAUGUCCUUUUAUUUGUCCAGUUAUCGGUUUAGAAAUGAAUGGAAAAUAUAAAUUUUGUUUUUUAUGGACAUGUGGUUGUGUAAUGAGUGAACGUGCUUUGAAAGAAGUUAAAUCAUCGGUUUGUCACAGAUGUCAAACACCCUAUGAGCCAUCUGAUGUUAUCAUCAUGAAUGCAUCAGAUGAUGAUUUAAUAAAAAUGGAAGAAAAUAUGUUGACAAGAAAAACAGUUAAAAAAUCAAAAAAAAAGAGAACAAUUGAUGAAAAAAAUGUUGAUUCAGCAUCAACAUCAACAUCAACUGAAACAACAACAUCAACAACAGCUGUCAAAACUAAAAAAAGUAAAAAAGAAGAUAAAAAAGAACAAUCAAUUUCUGGUACAAGUAAAGCUGGCUCAAGUGGAGGUAAAAAAAGUGGUCCAGAAGAUCCAGCUUUUAAAAAAUCAAAAGGAGAUUACAGUGUAGCUAAAGAUCCAAAUGCAUCAGAAGUAUUAAAGAGUCUUUUUACAAGUCACAAGUCAGCAGCUGAUCAAACUCGAGCUCACUGGGUAACUUAUAAUCCUUUUUAUAAUUAAACAAAAAAAAAGUAUAGUACUUACAUUAAAUAAAUAAGUUUUCAUUCUUUUUUUAUAACAGAAAAAUAAUUUAUUAAAAUUUUCAUUGUAUUUUCAAUCGACAUAAUUGAUUAAUAAUUAAAGGUUUAAAUAAUACAAAUUUUUUUUGUUCUUUUCUCAAUAUAAAAUAUAAAUUAUGUAAAGUGUAUGGAUUUUUUUGUUUCAUCGAAACCUGUAUAUUAUUAUUUUUUUUCUUUUUGAUAAAAAUUAAAUAAUAUUAAUUUAAUUAUUAUAAUAAAAACUACCUAAAUUUAAAUAGAAAAAAAAU
Aphidius gifuensis is the source of this 1324-nucleotide messenger RNA. RefSeq names its product replication termination factor 2. The transcript is spliced from 3 exons. NCBI's taxonomy places the organism in Eukaryota, Metazoa, Arthropoda, Insecta, Hymenoptera, Braconidae. Gene Ontology annotation, biological process: site-specific DNA replication termination at RTS1 barrier; mitotic DNA replication termination. Bases 112 to 1017 code for a protein of 301 amino acids. Gene Ontology annotation, cellular component: nucleus. The record is from RefSeq and is a predicted model, not a curated record.